Molecule: messenger RNA, 165 nt
Organism: Sclerotinia sclerotiorum 1980 UF-70
Lineage: Eukaryota; Fungi; Ascomycota; Leotiomycetes; Helotiales; Sclerotiniaceae
Exons: 2
Coding region: 1-165 (54 amino acids)
Source: RefSeq, a predicted model, not a curated record
AUGAGAGCUACUUUCUACCAACUCGUGGUUCUAAGUCUUGGACUUGUCGCCAUCGCUGCCCCUCUAGGCAAUUUUGAUGGCGAUGAAUAUGUCAGAUGGCCUGACAACGGCGUCGAUGAGAAUGGGCUCCUCGUUGCAGCUUACGAAGACUCGAACACUACUUAG